AUGAGAACAGAGAAACAGAUGAAGAUUGAGGUACGCAAUUUGAGUGACGUUUGAGGAUGUGUUGAUGUUGUGGUGGAAUGAGACGUUUGUCUCUUUGGCUGUGGAACAAUUUAGCUAUUAAUGUUCCUUUCCCAUAUUUCAUACACAUAUUUGAAGAAAUUUUACGUUCGUGGUAUCCUCAUGUCAAAAUAAAAACGUAGUUCAAAUCACUCCUCUGAUGUUCGUCAGUUUGUGUAAAUGUAACAUCAGAGGUGAAGUUUUAUAUCAUGCCGGGCAAUAGAUAUCAGCCUUCUCCUUUGCCCAGCAGAAGCUCUUCUUCGUUAAGCAAUAAUAUUAGGCCAGGCUCACCAUUGCCCGUACCAGUGGGAUAUAGAUUGGACUGUAUGAGUGCUGCAGCGAAACGAUACAAAUACCUCAGGAGACUCGUGAAGUUCCAUCAGAUGGACUUCGAGUUCGCAGCAUGGCAGAUGAUAUACCUAUUCGUUUCGCCCCAACGAGUUUACAGGAAUUUUCACUACCGAAAACAAACAAAAUCACAGUUUGCAAGGGAUGAUCCAGCAUUUCUUGUUCUCCUGAUGUUUUGGUUGUGUGCAUCCUCUGUUGGAUUUGCCAUUCUUCUGCACUUGUCAUUCUGGGAGUAUUUCAAAUUCCUGCUUUAUGUGGUAUUUGUAGACUGUAUUGGAGUUGGUCUCCUAAUAGCUACUUUUCUGUGGUUUGUUACUAACAGAUACAUGAUAAAACCGUCAUGUCGAGAUCAGGAUGUUGAGUGGGGUUAUGCAUUUGAUGUUCAUCUCAAUGCUUUCUUUCCUGUCCUGAUUAUUCUACAUGUGUUCCAACUGUUUUUCUAUAGAGGUUUGCAAAUUCUGCAGAGAACUCAUAUACUUCUUUAUCCACUGACAGUGUUGCUGGCAUUGUAUGUUAUAACAUUGAUGUCUGGUUGGAAUAUAUCUCAAGAUAUGAUGAACUUUUAUGAAAGAAGAGUAACGUAACUGAAGACGUGAAUCAGUGAAGUGUUGAAUAUGUAUAACAUGUAUUAUAACAAAGUAUCAGAGUGGUAACAAAGGAGAUGUUGUAAUGUGACAGUAUUGUCAUAAACAGUGUUCGUGACAUUAACUUUUUGUACCCAAGGCAGUGAAAAAAAAUAAUAAUUUGCCUUAUUUUCGGUAAUGUAAAUUAGUUAAAUUGUUUCUUUUAAUAUGUGAUUGUAAAUAUAUAUUUCAGAGUUUUGAUA
Messenger RNA from Schistocerca gregaria, 1231 nucleotides. RefSeq names its product protein unc-50 homolog A (gene Unc50). The record is from RefSeq and is a predicted model, not a curated record. Lineage: Eukaryota; Metazoa; Arthropoda; Insecta; Orthoptera; Acrididae. Bases 267 to 989 code for a protein of 240 amino acids. The transcript is spliced from 6 exons. Gene Ontology annotation, cellular component: Golgi membrane.